Messenger RNA from Megalops cyprinoides (Indo-Pacific tarpon), 2886 nucleotides. RefSeq names its product transmembrane protein 87A-like. Bases 90 to 1754 code for a protein of 554 amino acids. Gene Ontology annotation, cellular component: Golgi apparatus; Golgi cisterna membrane. The record is from RefSeq and is a predicted model, not a curated record. Gene Ontology annotation, biological process: retrograde transport, endosome to Golgi. The transcript is spliced from 20 exons. NCBI's taxonomy places the organism in Eukaryota, Metazoa, Chordata, Actinopteri, Elopiformes, Megalopidae.
CAGAUCGAGCUUCAGGAUUUUCGUCGGAAACACCCGGAACUGUAUGUGCGAGAAAUGUGUGUUUGAGUGUGAAAACGCCUGAUCAUACAAUGUAUUUAUUUCAUGGGUUGCUAUUUAUUUCGGUGUUAUGUUAUAGUAUUGGCACUGAGAUCUCUCUUUGGAAUAUCGAAAUCACAUCGUCUCAAGAUGCUGUCUUCCGUAAAACAUUGUUUGCCAACACCACCGUCUACAUGAGAUUUCAAGGUGAUAUGGAAGCAUGUGACAAAAACCUUGCCUUCAACAUCAGCUGGUACCUGCGCUCUUCCAUCUGCUACAAUGAGAUCUUUAACACUGCAGACAACAAGGCGGAGAGCAUGUUUGGCUUGGAGCACAUGCUAAAGGAGAACUGGAAUGGCUACUACAGCCAGGGCUUCAUUUUCUUUGAGAACUGCUCCGCCCUUUUCACACCAAAGGUAUACUACCCUGAGUUUGCUCCAUACCAACCCCUCACCAGCCAGCAGGGUACUGAAAGCAGACCUUCAAAUCAGAGCAUACUCCAGGGGUGGAACGACAAGCCGUCAAUAGGUGCAGUGGCUAAGGCGUGGCAGGACAGUCCUUAUAUGUUCAUUGUGAGGGUGCGAGCGCAACCACGCGGCGAAGCCAAUGGGGGGCGACAAGCAGCAGAAGUCGUGGAGGAUCCCCCUUGGAAUUUUGCCUUCACCAUGAUGGUGGAGAUGAAAGGACCGUAUGAGUAUUCAUCCCCUGCUGACUGGCCACUUAUGAUGUUCUUCAUGGUCAUGUGCAUCGUGUAUGUUCUGUUCGGGACACUCUGGCUCCUCUGGUCGGCCUGCUACUGGCGUGACUUGCUGAGGAUCCAGUUCUGGAUCGGUGCUGUGAUUCUGCUGGGGAUGCUAGAGAAGGCUGUGUUCUACUCAGAGUACCAGAGCAUCCGUUACCAUGGCACCUACGUUCAGGGGGCCUUGAUUUUUGCUGAGCUCCUGUCUGCUUUGAAGAGGUCUCUCGCUCGCAUCCUGGUGCUCAUAGUCAGUCUGGGCUACGGCAUUGUCAAGCCAAGGCUGGGAACUACAGUGCACCGGCUGGUGGCGGUGGGGCUGCUCUACCUGCUCUUUAGCUCUGUGGAGGGGGUGCUGAGGGUUACUGGGAGUUUCUAUGGCACAGUAGCUCUUGUGGCCAACCUCAGCCUGUCCCUCAUUGACUCCUGUGUCAUGUGGUGGAUCUUCAUCAGUCUGUCCCAGACCACUCGUUUGCUGAAGCUGCGCAGGAACGUGGUGAAGCUGUCCCUCUACCAGCAUUUCACCAACACCCUCAUCUUCUCUGUGCUGGCCUCCAUCGUUUUCAUCAUCUGGACGACCAAAGUCUUCAAGCUGGUCGACUGUCAGACUGGCUGGAGGGACCUGUGGGUGGAUGAUGCCUUCUGGCGGCUGCUCUUCUCUACCAUCCUUUUGGUCAUCAUGGUGCUGCUACGACCCUCUGUCAACAACCAGAGGUUCUCCCACUCCCCACUCAUCGAUGAUGAUGAAGAUGAGGAUGAAGCCAAGGAGCCCAUGCUGAAUGAAGCCUUCGAGGGAAUGAAGAUGAGGGGGUCAAAGCCGGAGGCAAACGGAGCCCAGAAGUUGCUGAAUAAGGAGGAUGAGGACCUGAAGUGGGUAGAGGAGAACAUCCCCACAUCUGUGGCUGAUGUAGCACUUCCUGUGAUGCUGGAUGAAGAGGAGGAAAUUCUGAAAACCAAGAUGGAAAGAUCAAAAAUGGAAUAGAGAGGAUGAACACAAGAAGGCCACAGAGAGGUUCCACUGAGGAGGCAAUAGAUGCUCUGCUGUCAUAUUUGGAAAUGCAUAUUCAACGCUAGAUUUAUUGUUUACAUCAGCACGCAUAGGUUUGCUUUUUGCUUUUAUGAGCACCUGAAGCUUAUGCCACACCAAGUGAAGGUUCAAGAGAAGGGGAAGGCAGCUGGACAGUGUUGCUGGAAACUUUGGUACCUGCUGAGUCAGUUCGUGGUUUCUGCUAUGAUGCUGACACAACGCUCAGGGGCUUAACUGUGCUCCAAGGAUUAAUCCUGCCCAAAAUGAAUAGGCAUGAGCUGUUCACACAAAAAAAUCAAACCUAAGAGUUUUAUAUUUUAAAAAGCAGUUACCAUUUUAAUCUCAAUGUUCAUCUUUCUUUGAGGGAGAGAAGGUAAACGUCCCACUUGAAGAUGUUUUUCUCUGAUUUAAUUUCUUCUGGUAGUAUGUGCUUUAUGAUUAAUUUCAUGUAUCUUUGUCCAUGUUGCCUCAUAAGGACAGUUGGACAUGUAUCAACUGAUGUGGACAAGCAGACAGGCUUUGAUUGGCCGAGAAGGAAGAUAUGAAAAGUUCCUGCAUUUAGUACCAGGUCAGCAGGACUACUCCAGUUGGUCCUUUUGCACAUAAGAGUGCUGUGCUCAGUUUACAAGAGGGAGUGAUUGAAUGUCAUCCUUUCAUUGUUUCAGAGGAUACACUCCCUAAUGUGUACAAGAAAAAUAUGAAUGAUGCCCUCAUCUGUUCUUUAUUAGAUUUGCUGCUCAUCACUAACAAAUUUGAGUACAUGAGCUAUGAGUCACUCAGUCUACUGUAUUUCUUGUAUCUUUGUAUUGCCACAGUCUGGAUUAUGAUGAUUGUGGAUUGUUGUCUUCAUUGGAUAAGUGUGCAAACAUAUUGCUUUCCCCCCGCAACCCCUUCACCUACAAAUCCCUAAAUGAAGGUCCCAAUGCUUUUAAAAUGUGCAAUCUACUGCAGCCUGUGGCCCAUAUGGGCUUUUUUAUUUAUUUGGUACAUUCUUGGGUUCUGUGUUAUGUAAUAGAUAUAUAAGGGGUACACUUUUGUAGAACAGUAGAAAAACAGCAAGAAAUUUUGAUGUGAAAAUGGGUCUGCC